AUCUGUUAAUCCUCCAUUUUGACCUUACGUUUAGCUAAAGAAAAAUAUACAUGGAAAAAAAAUCUUGAGAAAAAAUGUCUGACGAAGAAAGGGACAGCGUGAUUGAAAGAGUGAGAAAAGAACAAGAAAUCUAUGAAGUUGAAGUCAGCUUUGAACACGGUGAGAACUUGUUGGAGAGCUGGAACCAUUGCACCAAGCACUCUCAACAUACAGAUUUUAUAUCCGUCACCAGCUUUAGCCUGGAACACCUGCCUGAACCCUUCAAGGAUGCUGACAUUGUCAGGGCCAUCGCUUUGUUGGCAAGGCUGACAGUUAAAAUACAAACGUUCUGCGCUAGUGAGGCCAGACCAGACAGCCAUAACGGCAUACCCUACCCCAGGUACAGCCCCUCUCAAAUUGUUUCUAGACUGGGGACAGGCAAAAUACAUUCCAUCAGUGUUUACCCAGAGGAUGGGGAAGAACAUUGCCGGUGUAAGACAUGUGAAAAAGAUCAAACCAUUACCAAAACAUGGGGUAUAGUGUCGAUUCUUACAGCAAAGCAUGUUGUGUUUGAUGAAGUUGAAGCUAAGAAUACAAUUUGUUUUUGGGCGUACGACAAGGAAAGCUGUCGUCCGAAGAUAUUUGAAGGUAUCGGCAUUAAGAAAACAGCCCUCGAAUAUGAUAUGUGUUUAUUUGAAUGCGCCACACAUGAGAUAGGUUUGUUAAAGAGUUUAAAAGACACGCUAGAAAGCUACACGUCAUUGUGUUCUCGAGUUUACGAAAAAUUUAAGCAUCGACCGAAUAAAAACUUGGCUAUUGUAGUUUCCCAUCCUCAUGGGAGUGUCAAGCAUGUCUCCAUUGGGAAGGUUGUGACAAAAGAUAAACUGGAGAACGAAGAUACCAGAUACACCUAUGACGCCCCCACCUGCCCAGGGUGCAGUGGCGCACCUGUGUAUGUGCUGGAGAAGAAGUAUGGAUGGUGGACCACACACCUGCAUAGUGCAUCAAUAACUGGGGGUAGUAUCAGUGGGAGGGCAUGGAUGUAAAUGGUGGAGGCAUCAUUUGAAGGUUGUGGAUGUAAAUGGUGGAGGCAUCGGUGGAUGUAAAUGGUGGAGGCAUCAUUUGAAUGGCAUGGAUGUAAAUGGUGGAGGCAUUAUUGGAAGAGCGUGGAUGUAAAUGGUGGAGGCAUUAGUGGAAGAGCGUGGAUGUAAAUGGUGGAGGCAUUAGUGGAAGGGCGUGGAUGUAAAUGGUUGUUGAUAUUUACAUCACUGAUGAAAAAUCAAUGGUAUAUUAUUAUUCUCUAUUCGAUUCGUCUUUAUGGGACAGUUUUGUUUUCCUUUACGUUUUUUAAAUGCAUAUUUGUAGAACUAUCUAAGUAUUUAAUAGUAUUAUCUGAGCUAGAUUUGAUACACAUUUUGACAACAUUUUUGUUAGAAGUUGUGCAGAUUUAUAUGUUGAUAAUUAUUAUUACAUUUAUUUAUUGUUCAAAGCUCUUUGAAAGCUCUGGCAGGCAACCAUUGUGAUUAUAAUAAUUGUUUUGCACCUAAACAUAAAGCACUUAAA
Physella acuta is the source of this 1542-nucleotide messenger RNA. RefSeq lists its product as uncharacterized. NCBI's taxonomy places the organism in Eukaryota, Metazoa, Mollusca, Gastropoda, Physidae. The record is from RefSeq and is a predicted model, not a curated record.